GGGAACCUAUCUGAAGCGCGUCAGAAAAAAGUGACUGAACUCUACGAUAUCUGAAUUAUGCCUCCGACAGGGGAAGUGGUGUUUGGCAGCGAUGUCCGGGUGUGUGCGGAAAACCGCCUGCGCUGGGACCUGACCCCCGAUCAGAUCCGGCAGAUGUCCGACGAGCUGAUCGCCAGGACCAAGCAGGUUUAUGAUACCGUGGGCUCCCUGGACCUGGCCGACGUCACGUACGAGAACACCCUCAAAGUUCUGGCCGACGUGGAGGUGGAGUACACAGUCCAGCGCAACAUGCUGGACUUUCCCCAGCACGUCUCUCCGUCCAAAGAAGUGCGAACAGCCAGCACAGAAGCUGACAAGAAGCUGUCUGAGUUCGAUGUUGAGAUGAGCAUGCGUGAGGACGUGUAUCAGAGGAUCGUUGAGCUCCAGGAGAAGGAAGAUGCCGACACUCUGACUCCCGAGGGGAAACGUUACAUGGAGAGGCUGAUAAAACUAGGCCAGAGAAACGGCCUGCACCUCCCCAAAGAAACACAGGAAGAAAUAAAAACGAUCAAGAAGAAGCUGAGCACCCUGUGCAUCGACUUCAACAAGCACCUGAACGAGGACACCACCUGCCUGUGCUUCGCCCGGGAGGAGCUGGGGGGCCUCCCAGAGGAUUUCCUGAGCUCGCUGGAGAAGGAUGACGAUGGAAAGCUGAAGAUCACGUUGAAGUACCCGCACUACUUCCCCUCUAUGAAAAAGUGUCACAUCCCCGAGACUCGCAGGAAGCUGGAGGAGGCUUUUAACUCCCGCUGCAAAGAGGAGAACUCGAGUAUCCUGAGGGAGCUGGUGGAGCUGCGGGCCAAGAAGUCCAGGCUGCUGGGUUUCAACACCCACGCUGACUUCGUGCUGGAGAUGAACAUGGCAAAGACUGGGAAGAAGGUCUCCCUCUUCCUAGAGGAGCUGGCUCGUAAGCUGAAGAGCCUCGGGGAGGAGGAGCGGGCUGUGAUACUCGCACUGAAAGAGAAGGAGUGCAAGAAGAGGGGUCUGGACUUUGACAAGCAGAUACACGCCUGGGACACCCGGUACUACAUGACCCAGGUGGAGGAGAACCAGUAUGCCGUGGACCAGAACCAGCUGAAGGAGUACUUCCCCAUGGAAGUGGUGACCCAGGGGUUGCUGGACAUCUACCAGGAGCUGCUGGGCCUCUCCUUCGAACUGGUGGAGGGCGCCCCUGUGUGGCAUGAGGAUGUCACACUCUACUGUGUCAAGGACCGCAACACGGGCCACGUCGUCGGGCAGUUCUACCUGGACCUCUUCCCCAGAGAGGGGAAGUUUGGGCACGCCGCCUGCUUCGGUCUGCAGCCCGGCUGUCUCCUGCCUGACGGCACCAGGCAGAUGGCAGUGGCAGCCAUGGUGGCCAACUUCAGUAAGCCCAUGGCCGACGCCCCCUCUCUGCUGCAGCACGAUGAGGUUGAGACCUACUUCCAUGAGUUCGGCCACGUCAUGCACCAGCUAUGCGCUCAGGCAGACUACGCCAUGUUCAGUGGCACCCACGUGGAGCGGGACUUUGUAGAGGCUCCGUCUCAGAUGCUGGAGAACUGGGUUUGGGAGAAGGAGCCGCUGCAGCGGAUGUCCCGCCACUACAGGACUGGCAACCCCAUCCCAGAGGAGCUGCUGGAAAAGCUCAUCAAGUCCCGUCUGGCCAACACCGGGCUCUUCAACCUGAGGCAGAUCGUACUGGCCAAACUGGACCAGGCCCUACACACCGGGACAGUGGUCGACCCAGCAGAGGAGUACGCCAAACUGUGCCAUGAAAUUCUGGGAGUUCCGGCAUCUUCAGGGACCAACAUGCCGGCCACCUUCGGACACCUGGCAGGUGGUUAUGAUGCCCAGUAUUAUGGUUACUUGUGGAGCGAGGUCUUCUCCAUGGACAUGUUCUAUGCACGCUUUAAACAGGAAGGUGUCAUGAACCCCAAGGUGGGCCAGGACUACAGAAACUGCAUCUUGAGGCCGGGCGGCUCUGAGGAUGCAGAGGACAUGCUGAAGAACUUCCUGGGUCGCGAGCCGAAGCAGGAAGCGUUCCUCCUGAGCAAAGGACUAACGGUUGAGCUGGGGGAGAGCAUGCCAUGUGCCUGCUGACCCCUCCCACUCGUACAAAACAUGGCCAGCACCACCCCUGAGUCUGACAGCCAGCAGGGGUCAAAGGUCGAGCAGGGAC
Messenger RNA from Megalops cyprinoides (Indo-Pacific tarpon), 2197 nucleotides. Its product is annotated as thimet oligopeptidase-like. The coding region runs from base 58 to 2118 and encodes 686 amino acids. The transcript is spliced from 13 exons. Gene Ontology annotation, molecular function: metalloendopeptidase activity. Lineage: Eukaryota; Metazoa; Chordata; Actinopteri; Elopiformes; Megalopidae. The record is from RefSeq and is a predicted model, not a curated record. Gene Ontology annotation, biological process: peptide metabolic process; proteolysis. Gene Ontology annotation, cellular component: mitochondrial intermembrane space.